Molecule: messenger RNA, 2464 nt
Organism: Anoplophora glabripennis (Asian longhorned beetle)
Lineage: Eukaryota; Metazoa; Arthropoda; Insecta; Coleoptera; Cerambycidae
Exons: 6
Coding region: 629-1771 (380 amino acids)
Cellular component (GO): PRC1 complex
Molecular function (GO): protein binding
Source: RefSeq, a predicted model, not a curated record
AGGCCAUCCGGAGCAGCCAACUAUCAACUAUCUCACCUCCACUGCACCUGCCGUGGCCGCGGUCGCCGAGCUGAUAACUCGACUCGGUUAGCCGACCGAAUCACGGUAGUCCAGUCCAAGGGAGCUGCCGCUCAAGCAACGCUCGAUAGCUCCGCCGGUGCAUCCUCGCAGAUUGCUGCUUUUGGGGUGGUCGCGGUUUUUUCGGAAAGGAAACAGUGAUUCGGACGCCAGUCGAAGUGAUCGCAGUGAGUGACUUGUCGCGUCAAGCGGAUAGGAUCGUCAGCUGAAAGGUUUCGCCACAACUUCCGUCCGUGUCAAAAAGUGACAAAUAUUUACCGUCGUUCGCGACUAAAUCGACUGUAUGUAUUCAAACAUGUAACCGCACAUCCUGACCGGAGCGUUAUCAGCACCUCCUGUCUAAAGUGCUCGAAAGAGACUUUAUUAGUAAAUUUUCGUUACCUGCUGUAACCCCACGCCGGGUCAGGUCGGGCUAUUAGACGUGCCAACUGGUGUCCCAGCAACUUUUCGCUCAAGAACCUGAGUUAGUGAAGUGUUAAAAGUUAUUGGAAGCAUGCACCCGAGGAAGGGCUGAAGGGAUUACGGACCUUCCAGGGAAUAUCCUUCAGUGAUGGACACGGAGAGCCCCGUUGUGUGGCCGGCUUGGUGCUAUUCAGGUGAGACGGCGUCUACGGCUGAAGGCUUGGAGCCCACGCAGAUCCACCAGGCCACCAAACCCAUGCGGAGGAGACGUAUGGACCGUUCCGUAAACAACAACGGUCCCAUCGCGACCCCCAUCACCGCGUCGGACUACGCCCUGCACAACAACAACAACCACGUUAAGUCGGAGAGGCUGAGCCCCGGCACUCCCGACACCUCUAGCAGGUCCCGCUCGGUUACCCCUAGUUCUGCUUCCCAUCCGGACACACCUCCGGCUGUGGAGAAUCCCCUGCUACCCGCCGCUGUCUCGGGCAGGAACUACAGCGACUUCAUGAGGAGUCUAGCCGCCAAGUACAACAACGCCAAUCCCAAUGACUACUUCAACGCAGCGAGGAACGGAUUCCCCCCGCCCCUGGACCCCCGCUUCAAACCGUCAUUCCCGAACCUCUUACCCUCCCUCGCAGCCCCCCAAAAUAAAGAGAACGAAUCGAACAACAAGAAAACCGACUUCCCCGUGCUCAACCCCUUCGUCGGCGUCACCGGAGCCGCCAUAUUCCCGCCCCUGAUAGACAUGUCCACCACCCAGACACUCCUGGCUAUGGUGAGGAGUGCCAAAGAGGCGGAACUCCAGGGUCUGCUGAAGAAUGUGAAAAGACAAGACACCUCGUCGCCUUUGGACCUUUCCUCAGCGGCGCCUCCCGCCAAGAAGCCCAGGAUAAAGACGCCUUCGUCGAGUAGUCCGAGCUACGGGAGCGGCGCUCCAGCUCCUAGAAGGGCAGAGAGUGAGAGUCCAAAACUACACGAGGAUAUCUCCAGCUGGACCGUGGACGAUGUGUGCAAUUUCGUCUCGAACAUCGAUAUAUGUGCCGAAUAUGUACAGACGUUUCGCGAUCAGCGCAUAGAUGGCGCGGGCUUGCCGCUGUUGACGGAGGAACACCUGACCACCACAAUGAAUAUGAAACUGGGACCGGCGCUAAAGCUGCGCUCCGUCCUCGCCAAGAAAUUGGGAUCGUGCAACGUCUGCUUGCACUGCACGCACUGCCACAAUUCCUCCGGGUCACCGGAACCGUCCAACACCACCGGAAACAUGUCCGACUCGGGUGGCACCUCCUGAAACCGGAGGAGAUUGGUCUCAGAACUGGGUCUCAAUUUUAGGUUGCAAUAUUUAUUGUUUAUUGAAUGAACGCAAUAUUUAGUAUUUUUUUAUAUGGUUAUAAAUGUGUAGAAAGUAAGUGAGAUCGAUUUCAGCGAUGUUUUAGAAGGAGUUCUACUUGAGGGAAAAAUAUUUGUACGAGUUUAAUAACGGUGGGCUACUUAAAUCGAAAUUGUAUUCAGACUGCACAAAUAUUUUGUAACAGUGUAAAUCUUUCAUUUUUUUAAGCUGUUGUAAGAUAUGUACAAGUGGAUUUGUAUAGUUCCUAAAUGAUAAAAGUGUUUAAAUAUAGAAUAAACUACACUGCUUAAAACCCCAUGCCCUUGAGGAAGAUGUUUUGAUUUUUUCAGCACUGGGUGUUUUAAGCAAACUUAUGCAACGAAACAUAUUAAUUGCUCAAUUUUAUAUUACUACAACUUGUUCAAUUGUAUAUUUUUAUAUCUCAAAGUGAGUGAUGACCUUCCUUCAUAUUAAUAGCGUAGAAAUUCGUUAAAUAUCAAAUAUACUGUUGUCUUCUCUACAAGAGGCAGUGGUGUGAGAAGUUAGUAUUUUGUACGAUUAUCUCCUGUAUAUAAAGCGAAAUAAACACGUAUUUUAGGAAUACUUUAAGAGUACAAUGUACGACAUACUAAGAAAUAUAUAUUUUUUAAAAGA